Messenger RNA from Volvox carteri f. nagariensis, 1884 nucleotides. RefSeq lists its product as uncharacterized. The record is from RefSeq and is a predicted model, not a curated record. Lineage: Eukaryota; Viridiplantae; Chlorophyta; Chlorophyceae; Chlamydomonadales; Volvocaceae. The coding region runs from base 1 to 1884 and encodes 627 amino acids. The transcript is spliced from 5 exons.
AUGGUACAGUUGAUAGAUCAGAUAGCCGGGCUGGCGGGAGGCCUGGCAGCCACCAACCAGGAAAUCCGCACGAUCAAACAUGAGCAAGCGGAACUAAAAACGCAAGUAAAGAGCCUGAUGAAGAGUGGCCGGGGAGUCUACUACGACGCCUUCGGCCUAGUCCAUCAAAACGGGCUCUUUUAUUUGGAUAGCAUGCGGAUCUUCACGACUGGGAACGUGGAUGAGAGCAGGAUCAAGAACGUCCUAAGGGAAGCGGACGUUAAUAUUAAGCGGAUCAGGCUCCUGGGGAACGAUCCGAAUAAAGACCGCAAGACCUGGUGCGCGUACUUCGAUAUAACGGAACGGCCAUCAUUCUUCAGGGCUGCUGAGGUCCUACGGCACCAGAAGGUGGGCAUCGACGACAACUUGACCCAAGCGGGGAGGAUCGAGAGAAAGCGCCUGGCCCCGCUGCGGCAGGACAUCAUGCGACAAGGCGUGAUCCCAGUCUGGAGGAACGGGGCCGAGCUAUACAUAAAGGAGCGACCAGGCGGAAAAGCGCAGCCGUAUGGGACCCGGAAUGAUACCGACAGCGACCUGGGCAGCGCGGAGUACGGCGCCGACGGAGGCGACAGCGAUGGAGAAGGGACUGCAGCUGCCGAGCAGGGAGCGGACGGCAGUGAAUAUGUCGGUGGCAACGCAGGAGGCGGAGAAGGAGGGGCCAGCGGCAGCAGGGGCCCCGGAGGUGGCACCUCGGGAGUGGCAGCAGCAGCUACGACCGCAGCAGCCGGGAAGGGGUGUGUGCGGGACCCCAAGAUGGCGGCCGCAGGGUCUGCAGCUCCGGCCGUCGCAGGGGCAACAAACCCAACGGCAGCUAUUGCACCAACGACCACCUCGUGGGCGCGUGGUGUGCGGGCACCGCUAUCCCCAUCCGUGGCCUGCAGGGCAGGGCCGGCAGCGAUAGCGCCCUCAGUAGGGGCCAACCCGACCGCCAGAGCCCCUCCUCCUCCACCACCUCCCGAACCAAUCCCGUCCGGGCAUGAGCUGGCGCUUAUUGCGAACAAUAAAAGCAAAAUACCACCCGAGGCCUCACUUAGCGCUGUAAAGGCGAAACCCUCGAAGCAGCUGCGGACCGAGGGCACCAUUGGACUGAUGUACACGGCGUCACCAGGCACUCUGGAGCGAGCAAGCUACAGACCACCAGCCGGACGCGACCCACGAGUACCAGGGCCGGACAGCCGGGGCGUCGACGCUGAAGGGUUCCGACUCGUGGCGGGAAGCACGCGAAACGGGCAGCAGUAUGCCACCUUUCUGAGGGUAGGAAACCUGAUCGAGUUGGAUGGAUGGGAGCCCACCGACCACCGUCCUUUGACGCUUGCUCUUAAUGUUACAGUGGAUGACGAAAGCAGGUGUAGGGACGGUAAAGGCCGGAAAGCCCGGGUGGAGUUUGAUAUUGCACGAUACCAGGAUUACGCGGAAUAUUUUGAGGGGGGGUCCCCUACUAUGAAUGCCUUAAGCCAAGUGGCCGAGGACCUGCAGAGGGGAGUUUGCAACACCACACAAGCUGUCGAACGCAUUGGAGGUGCCCUGUACAAAGUCCUGGUGAGGGCCUUCGAUACCCACCGACCUACCGGCAUGACGGCAGUGCAACCACAGGCGUGUAGGGAUUGUAAUGGGAGACACCUAUUGUUGCUUUCCCAUGUCGGUGAAGGUCCCGUGAGAGGGGCCGGCAGCGAAGGGGUCGUCCUGGGCUUAAGGCUUAAGGCUACGGUUGCGCUGCAGAGCGAGGAGCGGCGGUGUCUUGUUGGCUGUUCAACAGCUGCUAUAAGAGCCGCGCGCACGCGGCUCCCUACGUGUGUAUCUCAGCUCCAAGCCAGCCCCAACACGCCCCCAGUCAUCCCCGCAUAA